UCUCCCCUCUUAACCCUCGUCUGUUCACCUCCCCCCUCCUCCGACGUUGGCGUACCACAUCUUCCCGCGUGGCUUCUCUACCACCGGCCUUACCUCUCCUUAGACCCUCCACCCUCCCUAGGACCCACUCACACGCGCACACACUCUCUCCCCGGUCCUCCCCGUCAUUUCCCAUCGACCGUCGACCCGUGAGCCGUCAUGGCUCACUAUCGAGAGGGCCCCUACCAAGAGGGCCCCUACCAAAACGGCCACUACCAGAACGGUCCCCCCAACGGCUACACCCCCUUGCGACGCAUGCCCAGCUACAACGAGGGCGAUGAUGCCGACUUGCAGCUGCCACGUCCCGACGGUGGCUACGGCCCCAGAUCCCCGCCGCGCGUGCGUCCACGGGCGUCUACCCACGCUCCCGUCUAUCAGCAUCCGGCCUCCUCUUCCUCCUCCUCCCACCAUUAUCAGUACACCGCGUCCGCCGCCUCGUCCUCCUCCCCUUACAACCCCCAACAGUACCCCACCCCGACCGCCACCCCGACCUCCCUGGGCUAUAGUCCCCUCGCUUACACCGGUCCCGCCCACCACCAUCCGCCCUACAACCCCGCCGCCUACCAGGCCACUGGCGCCCCCGCCUUCCUCCCGCGCCCGCCCAGCCUGCCUUAUCCCCAGACCCCGCUGUCCCCCACGCAACCCCUGCCGCCGCCUCCGCCCCCGCGCGGGCCGGAUCACCCCUAUGGCGGUCGCGGUGUUUACGGCGUCGCUGCCCCCGGGACCCCAUACGGCGUCUCCCCGCCCCCCGUCACACCCCGGUCCGCCGCCACCCCCAUCACAUACGGCCCCCAAUCCCCACGCUGGGCUGAACAUCCCAUCGAGGACCACCCUCCACCGCCCCCCGUACAUGCCGCACCCGUGGAGGACCCCGCCGCCAAACGGGGGAGCCUUCCACGCGUCGGCUCCGGCCGCGCUCUGCCCACCCCGCCCCUUCCCCCGCGGCGCACCGACACCCUGACACGUCACCCGCAAGCCAGGCCCCUGCCCGGCCCGCCCGUCGCCGAAGAUCGCGAUGGGGGCCCGCCGCCCGCUGCCUACGACGAUCUGAUGCGGGAAGUCGAGGCCGCCGUGCAGGAAUCCCGCGGGGCCAGUGACGACCACAAUAACCACGACGACGACGCGCUCACCGACCUGACCCCGGACGAGACGCACACCCACACCAACGGCAACAUCUCUACGGGAACCGGCCAAUACGUCAAUUAUGACGCCUACAGCGAUGACAGCGACGCAGAGGCCGCCGCCGGCCUCGCUAUGAUGCAGAUGGCCGACGAGGAGGACCGCGCCCUGGCUGAGCGUCGAGCCCGCCGCGACACCGACGCCGGCGCCCCGGCCUCCCUGCGCAGUGCCCACGGGUCCCACUCCUCAGGUCGCGCCGCUGCCGCCGCCGGGUCUCCGACGCCGGCGGCGCCCACCGACUCCGACGACUCCAACGAUUACGACUACCCCGCCGACCCCCCCGCCUUCUUUCCCGCCUUCACCCCGUACCAAGCCCGCGUCGAUUAUGGCGGCACCGGCGGCCUCGCCGACCCUACCGCCUACGGCCGGCGUGCCGGCGACCACCCAGCCGACGAGGCCCACGACGAGGACGAGGACGAGGAAGAGGACGAGGUGGAGGAGGGAGAGGAGGGGGAGGAAGAAGAAGCGGAGACGGCCUGGUCGCCCGCCGGUAGUGCGGGCGCCGGCUCCGACGCCGGGGAUAGUGGGCCCGAGGACCUGUUCUUCCACCCGGGCAUGCGCCCCCUGCCGCCCGCCCCUGUCGAGCCCGCUCCUGGCGUGCUCGCCCACCUGGUCCCGGCGGGCACCUACCGCCGCCCCCUGCCGAUAGACCUGCCGGCCUCGUCGCCUGUGGUGACGACCGGGGAUCCCGCCGAGGUCGCUAGCCCCUCGCAGGUGCCGCGAUCCUCGUCCCUCUCCACGCACCCCAUCGCACCGCGCGCCGAAACUCCCACCCGCUCCAAGACCGAUGCCGACCGCGCCCGCUACAAGCCCUUGCCCAACCCCCAGGACCCCACCACCGCCCGCCACACCCUACCGUCCCCUGAGUACGUUGCGCCCGCUACCCCCGCCGACGCGGCCCCCACCCCCCCCGCCGUGGCCCUCGACUUACCCACCAUCCCCGCCGGCCGCCGCAAGCGGCCCAACCUCGCCAAGCUCUCUUCCGAUCACUUCCGCCGCUGCGCCGAGCCUUGGGCCGUCAGCGCCGUCCUCGCCUGGAUCCGCGAGUUGUGCGAGGAUGAGACCGACCUGCGCCAGCAGGCCGUCGUGGACGCCCUCGUCGCCCUCUUCACCCACAAGGUCCCCACCAUGAACGUCGCCGACGCCGAGACGCUCGCUGCCCGCGUCGUCGCCGGCAUGCGCGCCGCUGGCGCCCUGGUCCCCGACGAGGAGUGGGUCAAGUUCGGCCCUGGCACCCUGUCGGGUGUGCUCGUCCCCAUCACCGGCACCGGCUGUUACGCUCCGCGUCUGCACGAGUUCGCCCCCGAGGGCGCCUACGGCCGUUGCUACGCCCACCACUGCAUGCGCACCCUUAAGAAGGUCAACCUGCGGGCCCAGCCCAUGGCGGCCCAGGAGAAGGCUGCGGACUGGGUGACCUUCUACCGCGUCCCUAAGGAGGUCUGGGAGGCCCACCCGCGCAAGGAGAUCGACCGCCAGAACAACCUGCAUGAGAUCGUCACCACCGAGGACGCCUUCAUCGCCCAACUCGACGUCCUGCGAGAGCUCUACCGCGACCAACUGCGCGCCAUGCAGCCGCCUCUCCUCCCCACCAAGCGCCUCCCCAAGUUCCUGCAGGACGUCUUCGGCCGCGUCGACGCCGUUAAGCGCGUCAACGAGGACCACCUGCUGGCCCAGCUCAAGUACCGUCAGAAGGAGCAGGGCCCCUUCAUCGCCGGCUUCAGUGACCUCUUCCGCGAGUGGAUCCGCAAGGCCCGCGCCGUCUACGUCGACUACGCCGCCACCUUCCCCCACGCCAGCUACCUAGUGCGCCGCGAGGCCGACCGCAACGUCGCCUUCCGCGCUUUCCUCGGCCAGGCUCGCGAUCACAAGCGCUCCAACCGCCUCAGCUGGGACACCUACCUUAAGGCCCCCAUCACCCGGAUCCAGCGCUACACCCUGCUGCUGACCACUGUCCACAAGAACAUGGUCCGCGACUCGGAGGAGAAGGCGAACCUGGCCCAGGCCAUCGAGGAGAUCCGCCUCGUCGCCCUCGACUGUGAUCAUAAGGUCGGUGAGACCGCCCGGAAGGUCGACUUGAUGGAGCUGGGCGCGCGUCUGCAAUUGCGCCCGGAUAUGCGCAAGGAGGUCGAGCUGCACCUCGAGCACCUCGGCCGCGAGGUCAUCCACCGCGGCGACCUGCAGCGCCCAGGCACCCGCACCCGCUUCCUCGUUGACUGCCACGCCAUCCUCUUCGACCACUACCUGGUCCUGGCCAAGCGCUCCCGCACCGUCCGCCACGAGUGCUACGACGUCUCUAAGUUGCCCAUCCCCAUGGACCUGCUCGCUCUCGAGAGUACCACCGACGACCCCGUCGUUAAGUCCUCCGUCCGUGGUGUCACCACCGUCACCCAGCCCCAGGGCCUCGGCGCCGGCGCCAUGGCCCCGCUCGUCGGAGGCAGCGGGGGCGGCAGCGGCAGCGGCAGCAGCGGCGGGGGCCACACCCUCGUACCCGCCACCGUGCUCGAGAGCUCCAAGGACGACAAGGUCCUCUACCCCUUCAAGAUCAAGCAUCUGGGCGUCAACGGCAGCUAUGUCCUCUACGCGGCCUCCGCCCGAGAUCGCCGCGACUGGUGCGAGAAGAUUGUCGAGGCCAAGACCCGCCACGCCGCCGCGCUCUUCGCCCAGAAUGCCGAGCCCUUCCGUCUGCGCGUGCUAGCCGACACCGCCUUUGCCCCCUCGGACCAUUCCAUGCCCACCCGCGGCGUCGCCAUCACUGGCACCCCGCUGGACCGUGCCAUCCGCGAGGUCGAGCGCCGCUACCCCGCCGGCCGGCCACGCCCGCCCCCCGUUUGCCGUACCACCGUCCACUGCGCCACCGUCUUCGAGCAACCCCCCGGACGCCGCAUGUGCGCUAUCGGUACUGACUAUGGCGUCUACCUCUCCGCCUACGACGAUCCGCGAGGUUGGACUCGCGUCAUCCCCGUCAUCCGUGUCACCCAAAUCACCGUUUUCGAGGAGUUCAACCUGUUCCUCCUCAUUGCCGACAAGUCCCUGAUCGCGUAUCACCUGGACGUGGUCUGUCCGCCGAGCGGGGUGGCUUCACAGACCACGGCGGAUUCGGCCCGUCGGGCGCCGCAGAAACUGUCCGGGGCCCGCGAGGUUGGCUUCUUCGCGGCGGGCCACAUGAAGGACCGCACACUGGUAAUGUACAAGAAGCGGGAUGGCCUGUCGUCGACUUUCAAGGUGCUGGAGCCGGUCCUCCAGAAGUCGGCGUCCAGCCGCAGCCGCUUCUUCACGUCGCGCCGCGCGCAGACCGACUUCUUCCGCGAGUACGACGAGUUUUACAUCCCCGCCGAAAGCUAUGGGAUCAACAUGUUCCACUCGUCGCUAGCCAUUUCCACCCACCGCGGUAUCGAGAUCCUGACCAUCGACAAGAAGCAGACUUGGUCGGUGCCGGACUUCCGUACCGAGGCGCCCGAGGCGCAGGCUCAGCUGCAGAGCAUCGCGCAGCGGAUCACCGGUCUGCGGCCGCUGGGCAUGUUCCGGCUCAGCGACAGCGAGUUCCUCGUCGUCUACACCGAUUGCGCCGUCUACGUGAACAAGCACGGCGACAUCUCCCGCAGCGUGGUGAUGGAGUUCGUCGGCCGCGCGAACUCGGCCUGUCUGUACGGCCGGUUCCUGCUACUAUUCGAUGACGACUUUGUCGAGGUUCGGAACGCCAUGAAUGGCCGCCUGCGCCAGGUCAUCCCGGGCCACGGCGUCGUCUGUCUGGACGACGGCAGCAGUCUCCCAGGUUCUGGCGCCAACAGCAUCCCUAUGCCCUCCGGGGGGAUGGUCAACCUGUCUAGUGGCUUAUCCAACGGUCCCGCGCUAGCCAAUAGCGGUCGCACCGUCAAGAUCAGCAUGCAGCAUCCGGAGUUCGAGCGCAGUCUAAUCAUCCUCGAAUUAAUCGAGAACGAGGGACAAAAGGACUGAUGCCCGCCUUUUUCUUUCUAUUUUGUUUUUUUCUUUUUUUAAUUUUACAAUGAAGUGAGGCGAUCAAGCGUGGUGUUGGUUUUGGUGAUGACUUGAUGUGCAUAUUAUACCCCAACCACUUUCUACCUCUCCUAUUCUCCAUCUCCAUUCGAUAUCACUGGAUGAAUGUAUUUUGAUCAUGUUUUGCAAACCCGUCUAGCAUAGAAAGACCCCGUACAGAUGAGGAGGGGCCAAGACCUCGUGUC
Messenger RNA from Aspergillus candidus, 5417 nucleotides. Its product is annotated as putative Rho guanyl nucleotide exchange factor. NCBI's taxonomy places the organism in Eukaryota, Fungi, Ascomycota, Eurotiomycetes, Eurotiales, Aspergillaceae. Bases 199 to 5172 code for a protein of 1657 amino acids. The record is from RefSeq and is a predicted model, not a curated record. Gene Ontology annotation, molecular function: guanyl-nucleotide exchange factor activity. The transcript has 2 exons.